Penaeus indicus is the source of this 853-nucleotide messenger RNA. RefSeq lists its product as uncharacterized. The transcript is spliced from 4 exons. Lineage: Eukaryota; Metazoa; Arthropoda; Malacostraca; Decapoda; Penaeidae. The record is from RefSeq and is a predicted model, not a curated record. The annotation marks the transcript as partial.
UCCCACUCGAAAAUAUGACGCCUAUUUCCGUCCUCCUUCGCCUGGUCGCCUUUCCUGCCUGGGACGAUCCACGCCUGCUGUUUAGAAGUUUGGUAGUCAAGAAGGAGAGCAGAUGGAUGUGCAGUUUACGUGGUGUCAGCUUAAGAUCUCCAUUCCGGCAGAAUCAUUAAAACGUAGCGACCUCGCCCGACCGGCAUUUGUUUUCCAAAAUGGCGUCGAGGUGCUCCCAAAAUCCCUUCCAGAAAUGGACGCUGAGGUUAACCUUUUCGUCGCUGGCUCUUCUCUCCUUCGCCGGGAUUUUGCUCUACGAUCAGCCGCUGUUCAAAGCCACGGGCAUCACUUCCGUCACUCAUUCUUACUCUUACGCAGCCGAACAGCAUGAUGGCUUAACCUCCCUGCAACAAGAGAAUUCAAGCAACACCAAAGACGCAUCCAGUCAUUGCAACACUCAACUCUGCAACCACGAGUCUGCGGAACCUGCCAGUAUAGCAGGCAUUAACAACCAUAGCUACGAAGGCCGUUCCUCGAUUCUAAAGCAGGAUUUCGAAGGACGCCAAGGGAAUAGCUUAGAAAAUAUCGAAGGCGGAUCAUUAGAAAAAGCGCCGACACGCCCAGGAGGCCGCGCAGGGAGCCCCAGUCUUCUCCAUUCAUCUCCCACGGAAGACCGGAAAUUGGAAAAGAAAGAAGGCGAAGACAAAGUCGCUGGCGAUCGUCCACGCGCCGGAACGCAGCAGCAAGGGACUUCCAAUCUGCUGGUGUUAUUCUGGACGCCAUUUUGGGAUCGUCGCGACCUGUGGGCGACGGCGAUAAAGCAUCAUGGUCGACUGAGGGAGUCGGGGUGCCCCACCUAUAG